Messenger RNA from Anopheles marshallii, 1560 nucleotides. RefSeq names its product acetylcholine receptor subunit beta-like 1 (gene nAChRbeta1). The record is from RefSeq and is a predicted model, not a curated record. Lineage: Eukaryota; Metazoa; Arthropoda; Insecta; Diptera; Culicidae. Gene Ontology annotation, cellular component: postsynaptic membrane; neuron projection; synapse. The transcript has 5 exons. Gene Ontology annotation, molecular function: transmembrane signaling receptor activity; acetylcholine-gated monoatomic cation-selective channel activity. Gene Ontology annotation, biological process: monoatomic ion transmembrane transport; chemical synaptic transmission; regulation of membrane potential. The coding region runs from base 1 to 1560 and encodes 519 amino acids.
AUGCGUCCGCGGUUGGUGAUCCUGUCGGUGCUGUUGGCACUGCAGCAGUACCUCGGAACUGGUUCAUGUUCGGAGGAUGAGGAACGGUUGGUGCGAGACCUGUUCCGUGGUUACAACAAGCUCAUACGUCCGGUACAAAAUAUGACACAGAAGGUGGAUGUACGGUUCGGGCUCGCUUUCGUGCAACUGAUCAACGUGAACGAGAAGAAUCAAAUUAUGAAGUCGAACGUCUGGUUGCGGUUGGUGUGGAGCGACUACCAGCUACAGUGGGACGAAGCUGAUUACGGUGGCAUCGGUGUACUCCGGUUACCUCCGGACAAAGUGUGGAAACCAGAUAUCGUGCUGUUCAAUAAUGCCGACGGUAACUACGAGGUGCGCUACAAAUCAAACGUACUAAUCUACCCGAACGGUGAGGUACUGUGGGUACCGCCCGCCAUCUAUCAAAGCUCGUGCACCAUCGACGUCACCUACUUCCCGUUCGAUCAGCAAACCUGCAUCAUGAAGUUCGGCUCGUGGACGUUCAACGGGGAUCAGGUAUCGCUCGCCCUGUACAACAACAAAAACUUCGUCGAUCUGUCCGACUACUGGAAGUCGGGCACGUGGGACAUCAUCGAAGUGCCCGCCUACCUCAACGUGUACGAGGGCAACCCGACGGAGACGGACAUCACGUUCUACAUCAUCAUCCGGCGCAAGACACUCUUUUACACGGUCAACUUGAUCCUGCCGACGGUGCUGAUUUCGUUCCUGUGCGUGCUCGUCUUCUAUCUACCGGCGGAAGCCGGCGAGAAGGUAACGCUCGGCAUCAGUAUUCUCCUGUCACUGGUUGUGUUUCUGUUGCUGGUGUCGAAGAUUUUACCACCGACCUCGCUGGUGCUGCCACUGAUCGCCAAGUAUCUGCUGUUCACCUUCAUCAUGAACACGGUCUCGAUCCUGGUGACGGUGAUCAUCAUCAACUGGAACUUCCGUGGGCCGCGCACGCACCGCAUGCCGAUGUGGAUACGGUCCGUCUUUCUCCACUAUCUGCCCGCGAUGCUGCUGAUGAAGCGUCCGCGCAAGACGCGCCUCCGCUGGAUGAUGGAGAUGCCGGGUAUGAGUGUGCCGCCGCAACCCCACACCCAUCCCUCGUACGGUUCACCGGCCGAGAUACCGAAGCACAUCAGUGCGCUCGGUGCGAAACAGUCGAAGAUGGAGGUGAUGGAGCUGUCCGAUCUGCACCAUCCGAACUGCAAGAUGAACCGGAAGCUCAACAGUGGCGAUCUCGGCAUCGGUGCGGACAGCUGCCGCCGGGAGAGCGAAAGCUCCGACUCGAUACUGCUCUCACCGGAGGCGAGCAAGGCAACGGAGGCGGUCGAGUUCAUUGCCGAGCAUCUGCGCAACGAAGAUCUCUACAUACAGACACGGGAGGACUGGAAGUACGUCGCGAUGGUGAUCGAUCGGUUGCAGCUGUACAUCUUCUUCAUCGUCACCACAGCUGGCACGGUUGGCAUACUGAUGGAUGCACCGCACAUCUUCGAGUACGUCGAUCAGGACCGGAUCAUCGAGAUCUACCGUGGCAAGUAA